Molecule: messenger RNA, 5492 nt
Organism: Acipenser ruthenus (sterlet)
Lineage: Eukaryota; Metazoa; Chordata; Actinopteri; Acipenseriformes; Acipenseridae
Product: transcription initiation factor IIB-like
Exons: 7
Coding region: 112-1068 (318 amino acids)
Biological process (GO): transcription preinitiation complex assembly; transcription initiation at RNA polymerase II promoter
Cellular component (GO): transcription preinitiation complex; nucleus
Molecular function (GO): RNA polymerase II general transcription initiation factor activity; TBP-class protein binding
Source: RefSeq, a predicted model, not a curated record
CUAGCGUCCCGUCCUCAGGCCCUGACACGUGACGCUGCGAAGCUAUAAAUAGAAGUUGAACGGCACUGUGCUCAAUAGUCAUUGCUGGCAGUUUCAGAGAGAAGGAAGGAAAUGGCGUCGACUAUCCGUGGUGAUGCUCUAGCCCUUCCCAAAGUGCAAUGUCCAAACCAUCCAGAAGCACUUUUGGUUGAAGACUACCGAGCUGGAGAUAUGAUCUGCCCAGAAUGUGGACUGGUUGUUGGUGACAGAGUUAUUGAUGUUGGAUCAGAGUGGAGAACAUUUAGCAACGACAAAGCAGCAAAAGAUCCGUCUCGAGUUGGUGAUGCCCAAAACCCACUUUUAAAUGGAGGAGAUUUGAGUACAAUGAUCAGCAAGGGAACAGGUUCAGCAAGUUUUGAUGAGUUUGGCAACUCAAAGUACCAGAACCGCAGAACUAUGAGCAGCUCCGACAGAGCGAUGUUAAACGCAUUUAAGGAAAUCACCAACAUGUCGGACAGAAUAAACCUCCCCAGAAAUAUCAUAGAUCGGACAAAUAACUUAUUUAAGCAAGUGUACGAGCAGAAGAGCCUGAAGGGAAGAAGUAAUGAUGCAAUUGCUUCUGCUUGCCUUUAUAUUGCCUGUAGACAAGAGGGUGUUCCACGGACAUUUAAAGAAAUUUGUGCAGUCUCCAGAAUUUCUAAAAAAGAAAUUGGCCGAUGUUUCAAGCUGAUCCUGAAGGCACUUGAGACGAGCGUGGACUUGAUAACAACUGGAGACUUCAUGUCCAGAUUCUGCUCCAACCUGGGGUUGCCCAAGCAAGUGCAAAUGGCUGCUACCUAUAUUGCAAGAAAGGCUGUUGAGCUCGACCUGGUACCUGGCAGGAGCCCUAUCUCUGUUGCAGCGGCAGCCAUCUACAUGGCAUCACAGGCCUCUGCAGAGAAGAAGACUCAGAAAGAAAUCGGAGACAUUGCAGGUGUUGCUGACGUCACAAUCAGGCAGUCAUACAGACUCAUCUAUCCUCGAGCUGCAGAUCUCUUUCCACCAGACUUUAAAUUUGACACCCCUGUAGAUAAACUUCCCCAGCUGUAAAUUGCUAUAUGUAAUGUUGAAGUUAAAGUUGUUUUUCUUUUUUUGGUAAACUUUGACUUUCAUAGACAUUUAAAAAAUAUUAUUUGAGCCUUCUAUUGCGAGAGAGUGAAACUUUGUUAAGAACUGCAAGAAUAAAAUGAGUACAGGACACAUUCCAAUGCUUAAAAAAAGCAGACUGUUUGUAUAUAUAAUAAUGCAAAGGGAAGAAAUGUAUUUAUGAAGCUGGUUGCAGAAAGAGAUUUCAUACUGUAUUUACACUUUUGUAGAAGCAAGUUCUAUUUUGUCAGUUGUAUGCAAAAUAUUUAGUAAAUUAAAAACAAAUGAAACAAACAAAAAAACAAAGUCAUUCUUGGUAUGCCCAGGUCUGCUGACCUUUUUUUACAUUUUAGAAAUUCUAUAUUCCUUAGAUUGUAUUUAGAAUUGACAUCAGCUCUCACUUUGGAUACACUGUUAUUGUAGUCUUGAGAUUUAAAAUGGUGUCUGAGCUCUACAAAGGCAGGACAGGUCUGCAGGUCACUGAUAUCCCAGAAGUGGUGAAGUGUCUUUGAUGCAGUGGAGUAACAGUCCAAGAACGCAUAGUUUGUCCAAGGAGGACCCUGGAAAGUAAUGCGUGUGUGGAGACCAGUCAGUAAUCUAAGCUUAGGGGAACUGCUCGCAGGAUGGAUCUCUUGUGCAAGUCUGCAUCACCAGCACUGUUCCACAAGGCGUCACUGAGCCCUGCAGGAGAGCAGUGGCUUUUUGUACAUGAGGUGGUACUGCAACUGAUCAUUAUUCAUCUGUGCCAAUUGAAGGGAUUACAUUGUGCAAAUGGGAGUAAUUUGCUGUAAUGACCCACAAAAAGGGUUUGAUUACUGACUGGUCUUUUAGUUUUUGCUGUUUCACAAUUCUGAGACUGAAGUUGAGUUGGCAGUGAUUUGCUUGCUGAAAAAUUGUCAAUAUCAACAGCCCUGCUUUCUUCAUGGUGCUGCAAUCGGAUACACUAAACCAUCAUAUUGAAAUCUAAACUAGCACGUUUACUGUCUAUUAAUGUAUACAUAAGGUUGUAUACUCAAUUCUAAGCAGGUUACCUGUGCAGAAUUUAAUGAAGUCAGUGCUCUGGGUUUACGAUAACCUUUAACGGUUUGUUCUGCAUAUAAUCUAAAAAGAUUUUCAAUAAUGAGACCUGUAUCAAGUCUGUGGUGUUUGAUAUCAGUGUAAUGCUUUUAUAAAGGAAGCAGUUGAUAAUCUUGUGAGUUUACACAAUUUGAAGUCUGUUUGUUGGAUCUCCCAGGAUUUUGUACAUUGUACACUUGAUGUGAAAACUUUAUUUGUUUAUUUAUUUUUAAGAAGGGCUUGCUGUAUUUCCAGCAAGAGAUUGUAAAUACAUUUGCAGUCAUAAUUGCAUGCUAAUUUACAAAUAAAAAUUCAGCUGUAUUUUGUGUUUGAAGCACAUCAGUGGGGAGAAAAACAAAUGACCUAACACUAAAGCAAAGGUUAAGUAAGUACUGAAGAGCUGGCCAGAUCAAAAGUAGUGUUAAAUAAUUUAGCUUGCACAUGCCAGGCAUCACUUCUGACUAAAUUCGAACUAGCAGCUAUAAUGAUACACCUCUAUGCUUUUUAUAGAUGUAGUUUAUAAAUGUAUCCAAAUGAUGUUUUCUGUUUUAUAUAUUAUUAUGCACAUCUUUAAGUCUAUGCCUCUGGCUCCAAAACUCCCAUAUCUAUCAAUUUCCAGUGUAGCUAACAUUGACUUUGCAAGGCUUACAACACCAUGCUUCAAAUGGAGGAUUCCCUGGAAAACCCUCAUCUACUGAACAUUUGCAUGUGUCAUAAAUAAGUGACACCUGACAUCAUAGCAGCAAUUUGCAUAUUUUAUUUUUAUUGCUGAAUGCAUCUGAAAACCACUGCCCUAUUACACUUUUUAUACUCUGGAACACUCUAAUCAUUCAACAAGUUGCAGCCCUUGUUUUGUUCAUUAAUUUAGAUAUGAAUUACUAAUUUAGAAAAUGUCACUUAUUUACAGUUGAUCUGUAGCAGAUCUGGUCCUCUUAAUACAUUCCUCAAAUAGCAAACGAAGCAGACUUUCUAAAGACCGACUAAAACCCUCAUGGUCAGAUCUGCGUCUUUUCAAAUACUGUAUCCCUGUGCUUCAGACACAUUGUACACUGACUGCUUGCCAUGCAGGGUAGCCUAAGUUGAACUACUAAGUAUUUUGAAAUGUGAUAUUCGUAAGGGAAGCUGGGAAUAGAGAGACACAACAAACUGAGCAGUCUCAAAUGUCUUAUAAAAUAAAUAAAAAUAAAAAAGGGGGUAAUCUCCAAAGCUAUAUUACUCCUGCAUUUCUUCAUCUAAAUAAAUAGAGUAGCAGCUUGGAUGUCAUGUAUUGGAAAGUUUGGCUAUAGCAAGCAGAUAGCAAAACUUACUUAACUGUUUCAGUUACAGAAAAAGCAAACAAUACAAGGCUGUUCUAUUACAAAUAUCUUUUAAUUUGUGCAUUCAUGAUAUGCAUAACGACUGCAAAACACUCAUGAUUUUCUUGGUCAUAACCUUAUCAGCACACAUUUAACUUAAAUGUAGUGUACCAUUUUAAAGCAUCACUUCUCACAAAAGUGCUCAAGCAGCCACUUUUAAAAUGUAUAUAGAAAAUGUAUUUACAAUCUAUUAUCUUUUUAUAGGCUAAAAAGUUGAUACAUUUAAAACUACAUAGAUACAAUUAGUGCUUUGAGCUCCUGUGUACAUAUACCCUGCCCCCUUUAUACCCUUAGUGAUUUAUAUUUAAAAAUGAUUUUCUGUACAACUUUAGUUACUGAGCCAAGGUUAUUGUACUUUCUCAGUUUAUAAACAUAUUAUUCUUGUUUUACCGGUGCCACCAAAUCAAAAACACUGGAUCUGAAAUCUAAUAAUCAGGCUGGAUCUCAAAAUUUACAAUAGAAAAUGUUUUGGUACUCAGCAAUUUGAGAUAUGUGGCUUGAAAUCAAUUUAUAAUCAAACAUAAUCCCUUCAAUAUCUCCAUUACCUCAGUCUUUUACAAACUGUUUGAGUGACAGGUCUACAGGUUGUAAUAACCAUUGUGUAAAAUGUAAUUACAUGGAGAUUAUGCUGAUCAAGUUAUUAAAAAAAAAAAAAAAAAAAACCUGUCAAGCCCCAACCCGAGUAAUACCUGAAUAAAAGUGCAAACAUUGAACCAUGUUUUCAGCAGUAUUGCUCUUUUAGACCAAGGAACUGUUCCAACAUAAGUACAUUACAGGACUGACUGGUGCCUUAAAAUGUAAAAAAAAAAAAAAAAGCAUGAGUUUUAAAAGAGAAAUGUUUAGCAUUUCAAGAUACAGCCUGCUUUGGCAUAUUUAAGCCAAAAUAUACACUUUGCUUUGUGAAAUAUUAUAUAUCUUUUUUAAAUUAAUUUUUUAUUUUACAUUCCAUUUGAGAAUUCAAAGUUUAUUUUGACCUUGUAGCUAUUAAAUUCCUGAUAAACUUAAUGUAAUCCUUCGGAUGGCCACUAAUUCAGAAAAAAAACUCUGUGAAUGUAAACUAAAGUAAGAAGUUCCAAACUUACACAUUACAGCUUGUAUACAUUGUCAUACAUCCCCUACAGGCUUUACAAAAAUGGUUAACAUCUACAGCAGAUGGAAGAUGCACUAAACCGAUGUACUAAAAAUACAGUAUAAAACUAUAAUCUUGUAUUUGUUCACUGAUCUUGGUACAUAACAUGGAAGGACAAUACAAAUACAGGAGACUGUAGAAAAACUCCAAGUAGGACAAAUGUGGGCCGUCAUUUAAAUCACACAAGACUUUUUUGUAAUGUUCCUUUGUUCUUUUUAGAAGGUGUCACCUGGGCCCAAUAUACUAUCAACUGUUUGGCAAGUGGCUUUGGUAGGUGUUCAGUACCUGUUUUUUGCUGCAUGGAAGCCCACAUAUUGUCGUCUCAGAAAAUUAAGGCAUCUAGUUGUUAAACAUAAUAAAUACAAUAAAAAUGUACAAGGCAAGGACCAAGAUUAGUGUUCCAGAUAAAAUCAAGACAAAACAAUUCUCAUGAUACUCAGUCUUUGAAUAAAAAAAUGCACAUUUCUGGCUGAAUAGAAGUUAAAAAAGUAGUCAAGACUGUCAUUGCCUUAUUACUUGGUGAGACCAUGUCGCAAUGUUGGUAAUUCUAAAGCACCUGAAGUCUAAUGUGGCACAUUCUAAGAUCAUUACAAUUUUACCUAAGCCCAAAAUAGUUUAUAUAUAAAAAUAAAAUAAUAAUAAUAAUUAAAAAUCCAAACCUGGGGACAAUGCAUGUUUUUACAGUAAUGAUCCCAAAGUAAAUCAAAAGGUGGAUUUUGUGUUUCCCCAAACAGAUAUCCUUAAUUAAAAAAAAAAAAAAAAAAAAAAGGAUUCCCAGUGCUCAGACAAAACAAAACGUUCAUUGGCCACUUCUUUUGACAGGUCUUAUAUAUAUGGGGGGGGGGGGG